AUGUCGGUUCGGAAACGAAGUCUAGAAGAACUUGAAAAGCAUUAUAAUUUAACUCUUGCUCAGAAUCAAAGUGAUUGGACUCUUGGCAAUACAAUUCAGUCACAGACUUGUCAUCUUAAAGACCAUUCCUCACUGUUCACCACUUUAAACAAAUGCCUGAAUCUAGUAACGAAUAAAUACGAUGAUUUCUCAACACAUGCAGGUGUUUUCAUCACUAAUCUUACUGGAGUGUUUGUGGAAUUUCUUGUGAAAUAUCAUGGCUGCUAA
Messenger RNA from Trichobilharzia szidati, 267 nucleotides. The record is from the annotation of a GenBank genome assembly. NCBI's taxonomy places the organism in Eukaryota, Metazoa, Platyhelminthes, Trematoda, Strigeidida, Schistosomatidae.